Cydia splendana is the source of this 7604-nucleotide messenger RNA. It is a transcript of the gene Hs6st, whose product is annotated as heparan-sulfate 6-O-sulfotransferase 2. Gene Ontology annotation, cellular component: membrane. NCBI's taxonomy places the organism in Eukaryota, Metazoa, Arthropoda, Insecta, Lepidoptera, Tortricidae. Gene Ontology annotation, molecular function: heparan sulfate 6-sulfotransferase activity. The transcript has 8 exons. Bases 250 to 1560 code for a protein of 436 amino acids. The record is from RefSeq and is a predicted model, not a curated record.
AGUAUUAUAUUUUAAUCCUGCGAUUUCUGCGUUAGUUUUAACCUAUCACGCUUUUAGUUACGUGCAUUUAUGAACUAAUAAAAUGCGUUUAUCAAGAGUGAUGUAGAAAUCGAAUUUAUCAAGAAAUUAUAGUCAAGACUUCUACAAUGUGAGGUUGACAUUACAUAUGUAUUGUUAUGAUGUGAUGAAACGCAAGUAAACUACGAAAGUCUUAUGUGCUUCUUUAAGAUAUUUUCAUAAAAAUGAGACAUGCAUCCAACCGAAAUGCAAAAAAGUGUGUCGGUGCAAGUAGACAGUGAUUUUGCUUUGCUGCUGCCGAGUGGUGUCUACGAAAUUAAGAAAAUGGAGCCAAGAUCGAAACUACGAAAAGUAAUACUGUUCUGUUUACUACUCUCUCUGUUCGGAAUGGUUGCUUUUGGAUAUUUCUGCCCAGAUCAGGUGUGCGCCGUGACGCCACGGGAGCGGGUGUCGGAGCCGGCCGCGCUCACGUACGCGGAGGCGCCCGGUCGGCCGCUCCCCGACGCUAUGGCUCAGCGCGGCCUCUCCUACGAUGAAGUUCUCCAUGAUGACUUUCGUUUCGACCUCAAUGCGCACGACGUCAUGGUCUUCCUGCACAUACAGAAAACUGGUGGCACAUCUUUCGGGAAACACCUGGUUAUGGACCUGGAUUUAAAGAGGCCGUGUAACUGUCAGAGGGCGAGAAAACGAUGCCAUUGUUUUCGUCCGCACAGCAACGAAAUAUGGCUCUUUUCGAGAUACUCUACAGGAUGGAAAUGCGGGUUGCACGCAGACUUCACGGAGCUGACGGCGUGCGUCGGCAGCGAGCUGGACCGGCACGAGGGCUCGGCCGUGCACAGGAGAUACUUCUACAUCACCUUACUGCGGGAGCCAGUCUCUAGAUACCUAUCGGAGUACCGUCACGUGAAGCGCGGCGCGACGUGGAAGGGCUCCCGGCAUUGGUGCCAGGGGCGCACGGCCACGGCCCUGGAAGUGCCGGCGUGCUACAGCGGCGAGACGUGGCGCGCGGUGACGCUGGAGGCGUUCGCGGCGUGCCCGUGGAACCUGGCCAACAACCGGCAGACGCGCAUGCUGGCCGACCUGGCGCUCGUCGGCUGCUACAACGGCACGCUGCGCCACCGCACGCCCGACUCCGACCGAGUGCUGCUCGCCUCCGCCAAGAGGAACCUCGCCGCCAUGGCCUACUUCGGCCUCACCGAGUUCCAGAAGAUAUCGCAGUACGUGUUCGAGGAGACGUUCAACCUGCGGUUCGCGGUGCCGUUCACGCAGCACAACGCGACGGUGUCGGGCGCCACGCUGGCGGCGCUGUCGCCCGGGCAGGUGCACCACAUCAAGCAGCUCAACUCGCUCGACCUAGAGCUCUACGACUUCGCCAAGAACCUCAUGUUCAAGAGGUUCGAGGCCCUGAAGAAACGCGACUCCGACUUCGAAUACCGCUGGCGGCACCUGGGCGAGGUGGCCCCGCGCAGCGGCGUCACGGAGUUCGACUGGGACAGCAACCUCGAGGACGCUACCACGGAGAAGUACCGCGGCCGGCGGUAAGCGCCCCACAACACAACGCUAGUCAACCACCCCUACUACCUAACCUAGCCGCCAACACGUCAUUCAUAUAAAUGCGUUCGUAGUUACACCGGUUAAUACUAUAAACUCUAAAUGUUAAAAUAGGCCUGUACAAAUAUUUACAAAUAUCUUCGAGCAGAACUAGUGUUUUGCUAAUGUUUUCUUUAUAGAUUCUUCGUAAAAUCCCUUCUUUAAGAUAUCUUAAAUAUUAUUAAAUGAUAUGUUUCGUAGACGUUGGCAUCUAUGUACACAUUGUGCUAUAAUAUAAUUCCAUCCCUUGUAAUUAUAAUGUCUAAAUAUAAAUUAUAUUUUAUCCCGUUAUUGUAUGAAAAGAAUGUUAACGUUGAAACAGGGUAGGUAAUGCAUCUAGGAUGAGCCCAACGAAGUAGCCUUUAAAGUAAUUAUCUGGAAAAAUUAUGAGUGACAUGACUUAUAAGAGUUAAAAGAUACCUGAUGACUAGGAUUUGUUUUUAGAAUCAACUUAUGGAUUAUAUGAAAUAUAAUGACCGACAAGAAUAUAUUUUAAUUUAUAUUUUAUAUGUUUACGACGUAUUAGAUAUUGUAUUGGUUCUAAAAAUACUCUUAUUAUAAUUUAAAUAGUCUCAUUUUAAUUAGCCAAAGAUCAAACAAUGGAAAUAAGUCAUACUCAUAAUAAUUGUAACGGAUUUACGUAAGUACGAAAAUAAGCUUCACUUUUUAAUGGUAGCUGUAUGUAGGGCCUUCGUGUGGCUGAGUUAACUGCGCGCUUAGUUUGGGUGCCACGUGUAGUGUAGGUACUAUGUACUACGCCCCGUUUGGCUGAGACGGUGCUCCUCCUAUUGGUCUAAGAUCCCACGAUCCCGUUUCUAUGGUCGACCUUUACCAAUCUGUCUGACGGAUGAAACUAUGAAAGAAAAUAUGUUCCUGAACAUAAAAAAAUAGGGUUGCCUAAAGAAAUCCGGUCAAGGCUAUUUUUAAUAAAUUUUUGAAAAAAAAUUUUUUCUUCAAAUUUCACCGAUUUGUCUGACAAACGAAAUAAGUUCCAAUGGAAAGUAUAGAACUUGUACAACAUAAUUAAAUCAACUAGGUUGCCUAUCUUUUUCCGGUCACUAUUAUGUGGUUGCCAUGUUUAAACAGGUGCGUUUUUAUCGAUAAUUGCACUCAUCUGUCUGACGCUUGAAUUAUACAUCAAAAUGUUGGUAAUUUUAUUGCGAAUACAGUGGCAUAGGGUUGCCUGCGAAAAUCCGGUCACAAAUAAGGGUUGCCAGGCUUUUAAGUAAAAUAAGAAGGGAAGACUUUUACCGAUAACUCAUAAACAGCUUAACCUAUCAAGUUUGUUUGUUUGAAUGAGUUUUUUAAGCACUAUUUUUAUGAUUUUUUUCAUAUUUUUUGGAUCAAUGGUUCAAAAGUUAGAAGGAAUACCCGUAUUUUGUUCUUUCCAAAUUUUUAUUUCCAUAACGGUUAACUUUAUCAAAAAAUAUUGUUUGCAGACCCCUAUUUAUUUUUAAAGACCUAUCCAACGACACCCCACACUGUAGGGUUAAAACGGUAAAAAAAAAUCACGUACAUUUUGAUUAUUUCAAAGCGAUUAUUUCCGAAAACAUUCACUUAAUCAAAAAAUGUUAUUCUAAGACCCCUAUUUAUUUUAAAAGACCUAUCUAACGAUAUCCCACAUCGUAGGGUUGAAGUGAAAAAAAAACAACUCACAUACAUUUUGUUUCGUAACAAGCGAUUUUUUUCGAAAAUGUUCACUUUAUCAAUAAAUGUUUCUUGAACACUCUUAUUCAUUUUAAAAGACCUAUCCAACGACAUCCCACACCUUAGGGUUGAAACGAAAAAAAAACGCCACACUUUUAGUUUCUUUCGAAGCGUUUAAUUCCGAAACUUUUCACUUUAUAAAAAAAUGUUUAUAGAAAACCCCCAUUUAUUUUCAAAGACCUAUCCAAAGACACCCCACAUUAUUGGGUUGAAACGAUGUAAAAAUAUUCACACACGUUUUGUGUCUCUUAAAGCUAUUAUUUCCAAAAAUAUUCACUUUAUCAAAAAAUGUUAGGUAGUAGUUAGAUAGGUAUUCUAAAAUAAAUAGGGGGUCUUAGAAAAACAUUCUUUGAUUAAGUGAAUGUUUUCGGAAAUAAUCGCUUUGAAAGAAUCAAAAUGUACGUGAUUUUUUUUUACCGUUUUAACCCUACAGUGUUGGGUGUCGUUGGAUAGGUCUUUAAAAAUAAAUAGGGGUCUGCAAACAAUAUUUUUUGAUAAAGUUAACCGUUUUGGAAAUAAUAAUUUAGAAAGAACAAAAUACGGGUAUUCCUUCUAACUUUUGAACCAUUGAUCCAAAAAAUAUGAAAAAAUCAUAAAAAUAGUGCUUAAAAAACUCAUUCAAACAAAAUUAAAACAAACUUGAUAGGUUAAGCCGUUUAUGAGUUAUCGGUAAAAGUUUUCCCUUCUUAUUUUACUUAAAAGCCUGGCAACCCUUAUUUGUGACCGGAUUUUCGCAGGCAACCCUAUGCCACUGUAUUCGCAAUAAAAUUACCAACAUUUUGAUGCAUAAUUCAAGCGUCAGACAGAUGAGUGCAAUUAUCGAUAAAAACGCACCUGUUUAAACAUGGCAACCACAUAAUAGUGACCGGAAAAAGAUAGGCAACCUAGUUGAUUUAUGUUGUACAAGUUCUAUACUUUCCAUUGGAACUUAUUUCGUUUGUCAGACAAAUCUGUGAAAUUUGAAGAAAAAAAUUUUUUUUCAAAAAGUUAUUAAAAAUAGCCUUAACCGGAUUUCUUUAGGCAACCCUAUUUUUUUAUGUUCAGGAACAUAUUUUCUUUCAUAUUUUCAUAGUUUUAUCCGUCAGACAGAUUGGUGAAGGUCCGAUGUAUGCCCCCAUACAUCUCCUACUAUAUAAUAGCCAACAAUAAUGCGACUUACACGCAAUACAGCAUUGCGCUCUAUUAAAAAUUAUAACCCAUUUAGCAGGUGUAAUAAACGUAAAAAUGUGCCGAACAAAUUAUUAAGACAUGAUUUGAAAAAGUAAAAAUAAUUUUGUUUACGACCGACUAGUUUCCCUCGGCCACAGAAUCAGGUCCUGAAUAAGUAGUUACUGUCAGCUUUAUCAAACAAAAGUGUUCUAUGUGUUGUUAUUAAGAUAAUUUGGCCGACCGUUUUAGUUUCGUCCAAUUAUAAUUUACAUAUCUUUAUCAAUUAGGUUAGACAGUUAAGUAUAAGUAGGUUAUAAUAUUAAAUCACUUAAGUGAUCUCUCAAACCAAGCACACGGUAAGGCAGCGGCUAAUAAGGUUUUAAUUUGUAAUUCGCGAACAAAUUACUAUUAUCUAGUAUAGAAAUGUCUAAAACACACACAUACUGUUGUAUUGUAUGUAUAAAGCAAUAGCUUUAACAAGCCGUCGCUUUCACUAGUGGCAUGUGCUGCGACGUUUCUAAUUCCAAAUAGCAUUCAGCGUUCAUACAUGCGUAUUAAUUAGUCGUUCAACUAAUUCAGCCAUUGGAAGUUACACUUUAAGUACAUGUGAUUAAUAUCAAAUGGUAAAGCAAAUAUUGUACUGUUAAUAUUAUUGCUACUACGACAUAUUUCUGUUAAUGGACAAGUAUUUUAGAUCCGGUUAAGGCACAGGGCUAAUCAGUAUUUUUAAGACUUGUUCAAAAUUAAUACUUAUAGUCAUUCAUUGUGUUGUUUAAAAUGAAAUAUCUGGGAGACCGAGCUUUGCUCGGAAGACAUACAAAAACUCAAUAAUUACUCUAUCUCUGGAGAUAAGACCUAGCUCGAUUGAUUUAUCGCCCCCGAAAACCCCCGUAUAGCAAAUUUCAUCGAAAUCGUUAGAGCCGUUUCCGAGAUUGCAGAAAUAUAUAUACAUGUAUAUAAAUAAAUAAACAAGAAUUGCUCGUUUAAAGGUAUUAGAUUAGAUAAGAUUUCUAGGUCUGUCAUGAAACCAAAAGUAUUAUUUCCAGCUAAAUUAUUACUCAAGCUGUCACCCGCGAUCCGUCAUUUAGCAUUUUGGUAGUAACCCACCAUAUUUGCUAUCCAACAGAAACUAGAGUCGGAGUCCUGUAUGCUUCAAGUGCAAUAAGGACCUUUUCAUCUGUAAUUCAAAUAGAAAUUCUGAUAGAAUGGUUCUUAUUGCACAUGAAGCAUAAGGACCCUUCUCUGAUGGAAAGCCACAAAAUUAUUUUGCGACCCACUACUCCUUAGCUAACACGACUACGAGUAUUAAAUACCUUAUAAAAAAUUGGAUUGGAUAUUGGUUGAAUAUACCUGAGUCAGUCCGAUUGUUGCCACCAGCAUCAAGUUUUCAAAUAGAACUACCUAUUAAAAUAUUAUAAAUAUUUUUGCUGAAUAAUAUGGAAUAUUCUAUUAGUAUACUUAUUCAGGAAAUGUAAUAAAUAAAUAUUACAGUGAACGAAUUAUUAUUAUUGGACAACCUUACUCAAAUCGACCUAGUCCCACAGUACGCUCAAUAAUACGUGUGUUGUGGGUUGUGGGUAGGUAAUAGAUCUAUAUCUAGCAUUUUUAUUACUAAGCUAUGGAAUGUAUAUAAGUACAUAUAUUACUUGUAUACCUGGUAUGAAUCCACAAACGAUUUUCAUGUAAUACAUAGGUAGGUAUAUAUAAUAGGCGGUUGUCACACUGCUUCACACUUCGGAGCAACGUCCGGUGCUGCGAUUUUUAACUUUGUACCUUCUGUAGAAUCUCGAUGUGUAUGCAAAAACCGCAUGGCAUAACACAUUGGCUCCGCCUGUCCAUGCGAAGGUGCGAAUCGCAACGCAAUCGUGCUUUCGGACGGACGGAUUUUUGUUCAUAAACGCGCAUCUUCGGGCAUCGCAGCUUCGGACGAAAAUACGGAGAAAACCGCACUAUCGUACCGUCGUCGCCGCACGCGAAUUCGUCGCUUCGCACUUCGCAACCACAUGCGAAAGGCAGUGUGGUAACCGCCAUAGCUGAGUCUGAAGCACUGCCAUUAUACAUAUAUUAUUAUUUGUUUUCUGGCGUAGCUAUGUAUUUGAAAACAAUGUCGCUUCCCGAAACAGAUGAAUGAUCAUCGUACGAUCACACUUUUAUCGCAGCGCGCGGCGCGGCGGAGAGAUCGACCUUUGACAAUAAAUUCGAUAGAUACAACUUGUCUUGCGUUCAUUUUGUUCGCUUAGUUAGCUGAUACUUAGAUGUUGCCUGUUACUGGAUAAUCGAUUGAUUCUUUAAAAGACAUGUCUUGUAUGUUACUCAGGCGUGUGAAAGGUAUUUUUUACUUAUUUAUCUACAUGUGUGAUGUAGUCAUUGUUUUUCGUUUCGUCUGAUUGAAGUUGUUCGCUGACAAAAUGUCAACGGUACUGGCUUGCAGUGUAAUUUUAGAUUUAUACAAGAUUAAUGUUUAUUAUAUGAUUACAUAUAUGAUAAGACUAUUUUUUUCGGUGUGUAAAAAAUAUUACACUAUGCCCUGUGAUAAAAUCUUUAUGCACCCAAUGUUUCAGAAUAAUUGAUCGCAUAAUCCAUAGCUUUAUAUUUUGUUCUCUGCUUACAAUACAUUUAAUCCGACACCCUUUCCCGUAAAAAUGUUAAGUGACCAAAUCGGUUUCUAGGUAUUUCGGAUGGUCUCUUAAAUGUUUUGUAGGUAAAACAAUAUAUGUAGUAUAUUUUAGGUCGCUUUAUAAUAAUGAAUAUAUAUACCUAGAUACUUAUAGUGAGGAUACCAGUUUAAGGCACGACACUUCAUCGGUUGCGGUGUGAGCUGCUAAUGGCAAGUGGCAAACGAUCGAUCAGAAGGGAAAGGGUGUCCAGGAUCGUUGGCCGUAAGUAAUGGGUGUAUUGCCAUAUAUCGAGUUAGCCAUUUAUAGAGCAUGUAAAUGUUAUUCUUAACGAUUGUCGUAUUAGGUGUUACGAGUAACUUAUCGAAUGUGCGUAUCAAAUAGCUGCACGUACCUACUAGUGCCGAUUGUGUGGUCUAGUACCAAAUUUUAGGAUUUAGUUUAUUAAGUUCCAGACUGAACCAAAUCAUAUGACGUCAUGUUGUGUUAAUAAACACUGAGUAAAAUAAAUAAAUACAAAAAUAA